UUGGCGUACCGCUAUUAUUUCACUCCACUUAUUCCCAGUCCAGGAAAAGUCCGUUAGUCGAAGCGCAGAAGAGACGCGGCGAGGUGAUGCUGUCUACUUGACCAAUACAAUUCACUUGUUCUUGAUUGAUCUUAGAGGAAAAAAACUUUGGAUUGAAGAAUUUGAGAUUGGAUUGGAGACUUCUGAGAGGAAACGUUUGGAAAGGAAGAAUUUGGAGAGGAAAAUUGUGACUAAAGGACUUUGGAGAGAAGAAGUUGGAUUGAAAACUGGGUCGAGUGUUUCCAAACAUUCCAAAAGUCUUGGAUUUGGCUGCACAGAUAUAUCUGAGCAUUAUAAGAAAAAAAGGAACAUAGAAAUAAGAAGAUAUGGCCUCUGCGGCUCUUGAGAUCCUCGGUCUGGCCCUGUGCGUCCUCGGAACGCUUUUGGAGAUGACCGCUUGCGGCUUGCCCACCUGGAAGGUGACCGCCUACAUCGAGGCUAACAUCGUGGUGGCGCAGACCAUCUGGGACGGCUUGUGGAUGUCGUGCGCCGUGCAGAGCACGGGCCAGAUGCAGUGCAAGACUCACGACUCCAUGCUCGCCCUCAGCCACGACCUCCAAGCCGCGCGCGCGCUCACGGUCAUCUCCUCCGUGCUGUGCGUUUUCGCGCUGAUGGUGGUGAUCGCCGGGGCGCAAUGCACCAACUGCAUCAAGACGGAGAGCGUCAAGGCGCGCGUGGUGAACGUUGGAGGGGUCAUCUACAUCAUCAGUGCCAUCUUCAUGCUGGUGCCCCUGUGCUGGAUGGCCAACAGCAUUAUCUCCGACUUCUACAACCCGCAGGUGCCGGCGUCCCAGAAGCGGGAGAUCGGCGCGGCGCUCUACAUCGGCUGGGCGGCCACCGCGAUGCUUCUGCUCGGGGGCAGCAUGCUCUGCUGCUCGUGUCCGGCGUCGGGAAGCUCCAGUUACUCGGUCAAAUACGCGCCCACCAAAAGAGCAACCCCUAACGGGGACUAUGACAAGCGGAAUUAUGUUUAAAAACUGCGGGUUGAUGAUAUGCUUUGGACUCGUUUUUAUCACAGAAAACGUCCUGUUUGAAGUUCUUAGGAAAACUUGUACCACUGACUGAUUUUCAAUUUUAAUUUUUUUUUUUUUUAAAGCGUCUUGGACUACUGAUUGCCCCAAAUUUGUUUUAUUGAACAUGCUGAAUCGAAAACUAGAUAUGCAUUUUUUUUUACUAAAUUUAUAUAAUGCUUAACAGAUCAUUAUGUACUGUCAUUAAGUUACAUGUGUUGAGCAUUUUGUUUUUUUUAAUGACUUAAUGAAAGUUUUUUACAAAGUGUUGCCCUUUUGCAUCAUGGGCUACUGCUGAUUGGCUCACGUGGACAAUUGGUUUUAUUUAUAAUGCUAUUUUAAAAACUAUUAAGGACAUGAGUUUUGAAAGGUGCAACCGUUUUAUAACAACUAGUUUUUUUCUGAAUGUCCUAAAAAAGCUUUAUAAUGAUGGAAAGAUGUACAUUCAGUUGAAAUGUCCUGAAACUUUGAUUUAAACAGUGUCCCAUCCGUAUUUCAAAUGUGCAUGAACUGAUGCAUUAGGCACUAUAUAAGGUUUGUUAAUGACUUAAUGAAAGUUAUUAUCAAGCUUUACCCUUCAUUUUAUUAGAUGUGCUGUUUCUAAAGGGCUGAAAGAGAAACAUUAAUCUGACAAAACAUAUAUAUUUUAGGUACCUCAGAAAGUUUGUACAAAUUUGUAAAAGGCUAAAAGCAUGAAGAUUAAGGAGCCCUAGCUGUUACGAUCAAAGAUGUUUACCAAUGUGUUAAUUGUCCUGGACAAAUGGCAGUGAUAUUUCUAUAGGAAUCUCUGCUUUGGCACAUUCGCAGAGAAUCUCAGCGCUCGGAUGGUCAGCGAAGACAAACAGCUGGAAAACUAAAGACAGCAAAUCUUGACUGCUCUGUCAUUCAGAACUCACCCGUCCACAAUGAUGCUCAAAGUACCAUGAGCACAACAAGGCGACAUGAGAAGCCGAGCAGGAUCUAUGCCAUUUCCACAAUGGAAAAAAUAAUUUUGUUUGAUUGUUUUUGGGAAUAACCUGCCGGUAGUGCCUUGCAAAACUUCAUGGAUGGGUAUCUUCAUUUUGUUCAAAACCCAAGACCUCUGCGUUCAGUGUAUCCAGCUCGACUGAAACGUUGUAACUUUUUAAACUGUCUUUACAUGUUGUUAUGAAUGUUGUUUGGAAUAAACAUUUACAGUUUUGA
This is a messenger RNA of Myxocyprinus asiaticus (Chinese sucker), 2231 nucleotides long. RefSeq names its product claudin-5-like. Gene Ontology annotation, biological process: cell adhesion; bicellular tight junction assembly. The coding region runs from base 366 to 1013 and encodes 215 amino acids. The record is from RefSeq and is a predicted model, not a curated record. Gene Ontology annotation, molecular function: structural molecule activity. Gene Ontology annotation, cellular component: bicellular tight junction; plasma membrane. Lineage: Eukaryota; Metazoa; Chordata; Actinopteri; Cypriniformes; Catostomidae. The transcript has a single exon.